AUGCGUAAAACAACCUUACACCUCCCUCGUGGAAUCCAGUGGACGUUGUUCUCACAUUUGGAAGACAAUGACUUUGCCGAUGAUCUGGCAGUCUUGUCGGCCACUCCUAACAAUCUCCAGGAAAAAUUAAACCAACUAAGCAAUUUUGCAAAGCAAACUGUAUAUCAGGUCUUAAAAAGACCCAAGUGAUGUAUGUCAAUGACCCUACAGCACCCCCGAUCAUCAUCAGUGGAGAAGAACGAUUUCACUUGUCUCGGAAGCCUUAUUAGUAGUGACAAUGGUGCCCAUAAAGACAUCACGGCCCGCCUUAACACUGCCAUGUGUGUUUUCAUUCUACUCGCAACAUCAAAAAGUCUAUAGCUAAGCAAUAUAGCCUCAAAACUACGAUCAGGCCUUAUUACAGCGUUGGUAAGGCUAUCCUUGUGUAUGGCUCUGAGUACUGGAGAGUAACGAAAGGAGAUAUGAGAAAGGUCGAUGAUCUGCAAUAUCUACUGGCACAACAAGAUCACUAAUGAAGAACUGUAUAAGAAUACGGAAGGUAUGAGCCACAGGCUGCGAUGGCCUGGUCAUGUCCCAAGGAUGCCCAGUGACAGGAUACCCAAUAUCGUCUUGAGAUGGACCCCAACUGGGAAGAGGAAAAGAGGCUGGCCAAAAACCACCUGGCGGAGAACAAUGACGAAAGAGCUGGGGGAGUUGGGUCUAACAUGGGGCAAAGUGCAGGCCACAGCUCAGGACAGAGUAGGGUGGCGAAAUUUAAUUGCGGCCUUAUGUCCUAGCCGGGAGAAGAAGGAUGAGUGA
Molecule: messenger RNA, 798 nt
Organism: Porites evermanni
Lineage: Eukaryota; Metazoa; Cnidaria; Anthozoa; Scleractinia; Poritidae
Source: the annotation of a GenBank genome assembly